AUGGGAGAUGAAGGCUGGCAGAUUAGAGAAAGAAGAUUUACAAAAAUUAAAACAGAUUAAGAGAAAUGCAGUAAAAUGCACUCAUGAAAAUGUCAAGGAAAAAGUUUAUGAAAGUUUUACCUCAACGGAAAAUUUUCUUGAAUUUAUUAAUAAUUGGGAGAAUAUUUCAGAUUGUGAUGAUUUAUUAAUUUUUUUAUUGAGGAUUUUGUCUACAUUAGAAAAUCAGAAUAUAUUUAUUGCAAAUAGCCAACUUUAUGAAGCUUUGUUCAAAAGAUCUUUCAACUCAAUAAAAUUCCACAUUGAUCCUAAAAUUUGUGAAAUUUCUUUUUUAAUUGUUUCAAAAAUUUGUAACACCACAGUUAGAAUUAUACAAGCAAUACAGUUUAAUUUUGACAUUUUUUUGUUUAGAUAUAUUUAUACUCAGAAUCCAUCACAAUUCAAUGGAGAAACUCAAGCUUUGCACUUUCUCUCCAUCUCCUUUUCUGUUUUACUUAAAACUAAUUUAUUUGAUCCUUUAUUAAUUAAUUGGUGGCGUUUUCGAUUUUUUCUUCAAAAUUCAAUAAAUUGUCUAAUGGAUAUUGCUUUUGGACAAAAUUCUCCAUUUUAUUUAUCGAAUGAACAGAAAACCCAAAAUAAUUCUGAUUCGGUUAAAGAUUGUGUUAUUCAAAUUUUAUCUGCGUCAAAGGGUUAUUCACAUUCAACUACUUUAAUUGAAAGAUGCAAAAAUUCUCUUUUCAAUUUAUUAAUUACUUGGCCUGGUUUAUUUACUUUUUUCUCAAAUAAUUCCUCUAAUCGGCAGUUUGGUUUAUUUGCUAAUAUUGGUUGCCAAAUUGAAAAUUUGAACUCUGAUAAAAUAAAAAGUUGCACAAUAGAGCUAUUCUCUGAUUUGCUAAAUGUUCCCUAUGCAAGACAUGAAUUUCCUGAUAAUCAUUGGGAAAAGGCUUUCUGUUUUUAUAAACAAAUUCGACUUCCUGAUUUGUUCAGUAUUUCUCUUCGGGAUGAUUUUUUGCUUGCAGAAAUUUCUUAUUUGGAUAAUCAGAAAGACGAUUCCUUUAUAGAUUUAUUAGAAAUAUACAGAUCUGUUGUUCUUUUUAAAAUUGUUUCUGAAAAAUUUCCUGAGGCUCUUAUUCGUUUAAUUCUCCAAAAUCCAGACUGCUCUAUUUCAAUCAAAGCAACAUUUUUACUUGCAGAUAUACUUUAUAUGUCUAAAAUACUUCCAAAAUCUGUUAGAAUUGAAGCAAUAAACAAUAAUAAUUUAAUUAAUUCUGUUGUUGAAUCAUUUAAUUUAAAUGAAAAUAUUUCUAAUAAAGACGAAAAAAAGAGGAAUUCUUUUCUUUUAAUUGAUCGUCUUAAUGAAGUCAAUAAUUUUUUAAAUAAACCACCAACAAAAUUAGAAUUUUUAACUUUAAUUAAUACAUUUUUAAUUGUAAAUUUAGAAGAAUUUAGAAGAAGUCGAUCUGUUUCAAUAUUAAAUAAUAGUAGACAUUCAUCAACUACAGCCAAUUUUGAUGAUUGUAAUAAUAAUGUUAGUGGGGUUAUUGAAACUUUUUCUGAAGAACCUCCAUCAGAUUAUUUUGAUUUAAAUAUUGAUAAAUUAAUUUCAAAUGUAUUUAUUUCUCAACCGACUAAAAAAACAAAAAUUUAUAAAAACAUUAAUGUUCCAGAAAUUGGCCAACAAAAAUUAAAGAAAAAUGAUUUAUUAGAGGAUUCAAAUGAAUAUUUAAUUGAAAAUAUUGAUUGGAAUAUUUUUUGGAGAAUUUUAUCUUUUAUUGAUGAUAAAAUAAUCUCUAUUCAAAACAAGUCAACAUUUAUUAAAUUAACAAUUGACAAAUGUAUUCCAAUUUUUAAUCAAGUAUUUUUAAUAUAUUUUUUAGCUAAAUUUUUAUUUAAAAAGAUUUUGUAUUUAUUUUUACCUUCAAAUCAAUUUUUUAUACAAACCAAACCAUCAAUUCAAUUAAUUAAAUGUGGCCAAUAUUUUAUUCAGUUACUUUGUGCAUUCAAUUCGUCAACAUUUGUUGGAAAUGAUACUAGCCAAUGGGCAUUAACUAUGGACAAAUCUGAAGCUGUUUUUAGUUCAAAGAAUUUAUCGUUUGGAGGCUCAUCGGUUUAUUUUGCCUUACUUCGUGCACUUUUAUCUCAGCCUUUUGGACAGAAAUUAUUUGACCAAACGGGACUUGGGAAAAUGUGA
Meloidogyne enterolobii is the source of this 2188-nucleotide messenger RNA. The record is from the annotation of a GenBank genome assembly. Lineage: Eukaryota; Metazoa; Nematoda; Chromadorea; Rhabditida; Meloidogynidae.